AUGGCGUCCAUCUUACUGAGGAGUUGUCGCGGCCGCGGGCCCGCUCGCCGCCCGCCGCCGCGCGCCGCCGCGCCGAGGGGUCCUGCUGGGGAUCCGGCCCGCCUCAGUGGUGCCGGCGCCGUGGGGCUGAUGAGCUACGUGCCUCUUCCGUUGGGCGGCUGCGCCCCCGUCCACCCCGUGUACCUUUCCUUCCGCGGCGACCCCCUGGGCUGCUGGACGCUGAGGCCCGAGCGCGCGUGCGCGGUGCUGGCGGCGCCGAGGCUCCUCCCUGUGCGCUGCUGGCACUGCUCGCGCCCGCUGGGCGAUGACUCCGUGGUGGAGAAGUCCCUCCGGUCCCUCAAGGACAAGAACAAGAAGCUGGAGGAAGGCGGCCCCGUGUACAGCCCGCCCGCACAGGCGGCGGUGCGGAAGCCCCUGGGGCAGCGCGUCCUGGACGAGCUGAAGCACUACUACCACGGCUUCCGCCUGCUCUGGAUCGACACCAAGAUCGCGGCGCGCACGCUCUGGCGCAUCCUCCACGGCCACAGCCUGACCCGCCGCGAGCGCAGGCAGUUCCUCCGCAUCUGCGCUGACCUCUUCCGCCUGGUGCCCUUCCUGGUCUUUGUGGUGGUGCCCUUCAUGGAGUUCCUGCUGCCCGUCGCUGUGAAGCUCUUCCCCAACAUGCUGCCGUCCACGUUCGAGACCCAGUCCAGCAAGGAGGAGAGGCUGAAAAAGGAGCUGCGGGUCAAGCUGGAGCUGGCCAAGUUCCUGCAGGACACCAUCGAGGAGAUGGCCCUGAAGAACAAGGCUGCCAAGGGGAGUGCCACCAAAGACUUCUCCGUGUUCUUCCAGAAGAUCCGAGAGACGGGCGAGAGGCCCAGCAACGAGGAAAUCAUGCGUUUUUCCAAGUUGUUUGAGGAUGAGCUGACCCUGGACAACCUCACGCGCCCACAGCUGGUGGCGCUGUGCAAGCUGCUGGAGCUGCAGUCCAUCGGCACCAACAACUUCCUGCGCUUCCAGCUCACCAUGCGGCUGCGCUCCAUCAAGGCGGACGACAAGCUGAUCGCUGAGGAGGGCGUGGACAGCCUGAACGUCAAGGAGCUGCAGGCGGCGUGUCGGGCGCGAGGCAUGCGGGCCCUGGGCGUCACAGAAGACCGCCUGCGGGGCCAGCUGAAGCAGUGGCUGGAGCUGCACCUGCACCAGGAGAUCCCGACGUCGCUGCUCAUCCUGUCCCGGGCCAUGUACCUUCCCGAGACCCUGUCGCCCGCCGACCAGCUCAAGUCGACCCUGCAGACCCUCCCGGAGAUCGUGGCGAAGGAAGCCCAGGUGAAGGCAGCCGAGCUGGAGGGUGAGCAGGUGGACAACAAGGCGAAGCUGGAGGCCACGCUGCAGGAGGAGGCGGCCAUCCAGCAGGAGCUCCGUGAGAAGGAGCUGCAGCGGAAGAGCCAGGCGGCCGCGGCCCAGGCAGCGAAGGAAGCGGAGCCUGAGGUAGUGGCCGAAGGCGCCCCGGGGAGGCCGGUGGCUGAGCUGCAGCUGGAAGAGCCUGCUGUGACCCUGCCUUCCGAGGUCCUGAAGGACAGCGCGCCCGUCCUGGAAGGCUUGAAGGAAGAAGAAAUAACUCAAGAGGAAAUUGACGUACUCAGCAACGCGUGCUCAAAACUGAAGGAGCAGAAGAAGUCCCUGACAAAGGAGAAGGAGGAGCUGGAGCUGCUAAAGGGGGACGUCCAGGACUACAGCCAGGAUUUACAGGAGAUCAAGAAGGAACUUUCAAAGACUGGCGAAGAAAUCUACGUGGAAGAGUCUAAAGCCAGCAAAAGGCUGACCAAGCGUGUGCAGCAAAUGAUCGGGCAGAUGGACAGCCUGCUGGCGCAGCUGGAGGCCGACCAGAAGGCGGGCAAGCUGGGCCCCGCCGCUGAGGGCGCGCCUGCUGGAGAGACAGUGAUCAGCGUCUCCGAGCUCAUCAGCGCCAUGAAGCAGAUUAAGCACAUUCCUGAGAGCAAGCUGCUGAGCCUGGCCUCGGCCCUGGACGACAACAAGGACGGGAAGGUCGACAUCGACGACCUCGUCAAGGUCAUCGAGCUGGUAGACAAAGAAGACGUCCACAUCUCCACCAGCCAGGUGGCCGAGAUCGUGGCCACGCUGGAGAAGGAGGAGAAGGUGGAGGAGAAGGAGAAGGCCAAGGAGAAAGCGGAGAAGGAAGCGGCCGAGGCGCAGAACUAGGGCCGGCCCAGCCCCCCGGCACGCGGGCCUCCACGCACCCCCUCCCGCUGCAGUGGUCCCGACGUGAUGCUGAUUGCUUUGAAGUGAUUCUUAGUGACGGACCUAAUAUUUUAUCUGGAAUAAAUCAGAAACUUCAUAAUCAAGUAAUUUUUAACAUUCAUCAUUCCAUGAAGAUUGAGUCAGCCUGGAGCCCCCGCGCCCGUCCAGGGAGGCUUCUCUGGGUCAGCAGGGGCCCAGUGCCAUGGGGUCUCAGCCGUGGCGGGCAAGGGUGGCCGGCCAGCGGGAAUUGUGGCCCUGCACAGCCCCCCGGUUCCUGAGGUGGCUCGGGCCUCCCUGCUUGCCCCCUGGUAGCGUCUGCCGCGGAGGAGAGGACCCAUGCAGGGAUGCGCCCAGCAGACACAGCUGCCUUGGCCUGGAGAAGCAGCUUCACGUGUCUCGGACUUGGACUCCUGAGCAUCAGUGUGAACCAGUGAGCAGACCACGCCCACCGUCUCCACGGUUCCUAGGAACCUCGUCUGACACUCUCAUGUGGGCAUCCACGUCCUUUCCUGAGUGACCUUGGAUUCUCACCUGAUCCUUCAGCUAGCUAGCGCUGAGCUUCCUCACGCAACAGUCUGCCCAGCUGAGCAAAGUGAGCAUCAGUUACGCCAGGAGAGGUGCUGGUGAAGCCCUUGGAGAUGAAGCCUCCCCUGUGCAGGAAUCAGUCAUGCUUCUAAGCUGGGAUGUCAUCACCUCACCCCACACCCCGGGUGUUCAGAUGGAUUUCACCGCGUGUCUCACCCCAGAGGCUGUGGGGGCGCUCAAGGGGCUUGUGUCUGCCUGAGGCCCCUGGCCACGGGCAUGCGGCAGGUCCGGGAGCCGGGUGGCCGUGGCCCAGCACCAUCUGGCUUGGGCAGGGCCAGCCAGAGCGCUCCGUGGUGAACCGACGUGGGCCCUGGGAGACCUGAGGCUGGUGGGGCCGGCAGGACGAGCAAAGGGGCACAGCUUCCAGGUGACCUGAGACCUUGUGCUCAGCCGCUGACGGACUUUGGACGAGCGGAGUACCUCUGAGUCCUCCAGUGGACACCCUUGUGGGGGCGGUGGGUGCUAAAGGGUUUUAUUUCGGUUAUUUCAGGGGUGUGUUGUAGGUGCUCCCUCGGUGUUUACGAGUUGUCUCACGUGUGGAGUGGCCUGGGUUUCCGCUGCAGUAGUGUGCUUGCUUGUGGCGCUCGUGGUGGCCGGCGUGCUUGAGGAGAGGCUAGUCUUUCCCGGCCCCGUCCUCACCUUGCCGCCUUCACCAGGCACCCAGCGCAGCCCCCUCAUGUUCUCAAGCCCCCGACCCCACGGCAGCACCUCCUCCCCACUGCCCCCACCCCGGCACGGCGGGACCCCUCUCCGGCAUCUGUACCCGGGCCUGUCUGCUGCAGGCUUCCCUUUCGAGUCGCUUGUUUUUACUGUCCUAAACUUUAUUUAUUGCAGCUGAGCAGAGUGCCCGGGUGCGGCUAUAACCGGUGAACAGUGCUGGGAGUGAGCAUGGGGUAUGACGCGGCAGCAGGGCGGCUGUCUUGUCAGCUGGGUGUCCGGGGCCUGCCCCCGCCUUCCUGAGCUUUCUCAGGAGCGUGCUCAAGUCCCCGGGGCUGUGACGCCGUGCCCGCUGGAAGCGCAGCGGCGUUCUCCCUGCUUUGCGCCACCUGAACACCCCCCAUUAUUAAGGAUUCAGGAGACUGACGUAGCUUCCAGAGUCACUUUGGAGUAUCCAAUUCCAGAUUUGAAAGCGAAGGCACCGCGUAAUUUGUGCAGCGUCACCUCCAGGCAGUGGCCGUCACAGCAGCAGGACCAGCUCACCUGAGGGCCUCCUCCUUGGGCUGCGUGUCAACACCUUUUUUAGAAAUAGCAUUUUUUAUUAAAAUACCAAACAUGUUUGGGUAACAGCUCAGAGCACAAUUUCUGAAUCAUGUGGCCCGUCUACAGUUGGGGUGGGAAGUGGCAGGGCUGUCUGAGUGUCUGGCUCCCGCUGUGCUCCAGCCCGGCCUCUGGGGUCGCCUGUCCUCGAGACUGCUGGAGACUAGACCCGCGAUUUCGUGUGAGGAGAAGGCUGAAUAAAGUGCCGUCUUGUAUGA
Messenger RNA from Budorcas taxicolor (takin), 4298 nucleotides. RefSeq names its product leucine zipper and EF-hand containing transmembrane protein 1 (gene LETM1). The record is from RefSeq and is a predicted model, not a curated record. Gene Ontology annotation, molecular function: ribosome binding; calcium ion binding. Gene Ontology annotation, cellular component: mitochondrial inner membrane. The transcript is spliced from 14 exons. Gene Ontology annotation, biological process: intracellular monoatomic cation homeostasis. NCBI's taxonomy places the organism in Eukaryota, Metazoa, Chordata, Mammalia, Artiodactyla, Bovidae. The coding region runs from base 1 to 2199 and encodes 732 amino acids.